This is a messenger RNA of Metarhizium brunneum ARSEF 3297, 459 nucleotides long. RefSeq lists its product as uncharacterized. The record is from RefSeq and is a predicted model, not a curated record. Lineage: Eukaryota; Fungi; Ascomycota; Sordariomycetes; Hypocreales; Clavicipitaceae.
AUGGUUGAUGAUUACGUUCAGCUACAGUCAAUCUCAUCGCUGUUGAUUGACUAUGAGAGAGCAUUCGACUCUUUUCAGAUUACCAAAAAGUUAGAUCUGACUCUGCCUUUUAUCAGCGACUUCCUGGAGAACAAGAGCUGUAACACAGUGCUGGCAACUCCAGGAAGGUCAAACUUCGGUCUUGAAGCUGACUCGAACAUUCCACCCAGUAUGCCCAAGUCUGAGUUAGCCUGUAUAUUCGGUUACGAUGGGGCUUCUACCGAGAUUACUAUUUCAACUCCAGAAUGUGUUCUCAACUGCAACAAAACUAUUCGGAUGGGAGAUAAUCAGGAACAGAAAUCGAUUAAAGGGUGCGAACCUGCGAUGAUCGACCUUGGACAUAGCAGUUGGGACAGCCCAACAGCACGCUCGCAUGAGACUAUUUUCGUACCAGAGGAGUUAAAACACAUGACCAAGUAG